Molecule: messenger RNA, 2998 nt
Organism: Oncorhynchus mykiss (rainbow trout)
Lineage: Eukaryota; Metazoa; Chordata; Actinopteri; Salmoniformes; Salmonidae
Product: choline-phosphate cytidylyltransferase B
Biological process (GO): CDP-choline pathway
Molecular function (GO): choline-phosphate cytidylyltransferase activity; phosphatidylcholine binding
Source: RefSeq, a predicted model, not a curated record
GUCUGAGUGCCGGUGCCUCGGUGCCUGUUGGUGACGUUUGGAACGAGGGAAGGGAAAAGCCAGGACCGUUUUUUAUACAGUCAACGUUUGACGGACAAAUACGCGUCUCUAAUCAUGGUGGGGCGGACAAGCAAUGGAACGCAAGAUUACGCAGGUGCUUCUGGUGCAACCUGUGCGUCUGGACGCAGGAGAGGAGCAGGCACCAUGCUGACAGAGCCUGCUAUCUUUGCCAAGGACACCAGCUGUGAGUGCCGCGCCCCCCAUGAGAAACUCUCCAUCGCCCAGGCCCGCAGAGGCACCCCAAUGGACCGUCCAGUGCGUGUAUAUGCAGAUGGAAUAUUUGAUCUGUUCCACUCCGGCCAUGCCAGAGCCCUGAUGCAGGCCAAGAACCUCUUCCCCAAUGCAUACCUCAUAGUGGGAGUGUGCAGUGAUGAGCUGACCCACAAGUACAAGGGUUUCACAGUGAUGACGGAGGAUGAGAGGUACGAGGCUCUGAGACACUGUCGCUAUGUCGACGAGGUGGUCCGAGACGCACCAUGGACGCUCACACAGGACUUCCUGGAGAAACACCAGAUCGAUUUUGUGGCUCAUGACGAUAUCCCAUACUCCUCAGCAGGAACUGAGGACGUCUACAAACAUAUCAAGGAGGCAGGCAUGUUCGUGCCGACCCAGCGGACGGAGGGUAUCUCGACCUCUGACCUGAUCACUCGUAUCGUACGAGACUACGACCUCUACGCUAGACGCAACCUACAGCGAGGCUACACCGCUAAAGAGCUCAACGUCAGCUUCAUCAACGAGAAGAAGUACUGCCUUCAGAACCAGGUGGACCGUAUGAAGGAGAAGGUGAAGACGGUGGAGGAGAAGAGUAAACACUUUGUCUACCGCGUGGAGGAGAAGAGCCAUGACCUCAUACAGAAGUGGGAGGAGAAAUCACGGGAGUUCAUUGGUAACUUCCUGGAACUGUUCGGCCCGGAUGGAACAUGGAAACAGGUGUUUAGUGAGCGUAGUGGUCGGAUGAUCUCCUACGCCAUGUCACCUCGCGGGUCACCUAGCAACAGUCCACCCAGGCAACUGUCUCCAUCCCGUUCCCCAUCUCCUCCCUCUUGCUGGUCUCGGCCCAGGCCAGCCUCCCCCUCCUCACCCAAAGAGGCCUCAGCCUCCUUCAGUAGCAUGAGUGAAGAAGAUGAGAACGACAAGUAGUGCCCCGGACUGUGGAACACAUGCCAUGUUCAAAACAACUGGGAAGUCGGAAAUCUUUGACUUCCAACUUUAGUCAAGUCAAGACCAUUUAGAACGUGGGAAAAAACGAGCUCCGACUGGUGAAAUCGUUUUCAACAGUAAACUAACUCGGAAUUCCAAAUCGGAAACUCUGACAUCUUUCUAGAACUCCAACCUGAAGAUCCCCCCCCACCCCACACACACACGCACACACUCUAUCAUCUUCUUCCACACACUGACAGCAAUGACGGGAUGCUGAAACUGUAUCUUCCAGGAAGUAGAUAUGCAAGACAGAGGUGGGUCAUGGGAAAUGUAGUCUAGUGCUACAGCACAAAGAAGCCAUCACAGUCUCUGUUGCCUGGGCAAUGAAGCAGAUGGGAGUGUAGAGAAGAUGAUGCGACUGAUCUGUUUUCGAUUGCUCAGGUCUGACAGAGGCAGUAAAUAAAAUAGUGCCUGUUGAUCAUAUCACUCCAUCCUUUUAUGUCCUCCCUUUCUUUUCUCUAUCCUUUCUUUUUUUUAAUCUCAUUGUGAGAACAACUAGGGUGAACAUGAUAGGAGAUAUUGUACAGCGAUCGACUGCAGUGUGACUUUUUGCAGUGUGACAUCCAGUGAGCAGGCCUACACUGUUACAGAGCUCUCCAGAUAGAGACUGACUUCAUGGACAAACAGACACAGUUGUCUAUGCUUAUAGAAUAAUAUAAUAGACUGUGUCUGCUCUAUGCAUUCUGUUUCUACCUGCAUCAUUCUGUAACAUGGUGCCUGCUGACUGACUGUGCCCUAGUGGAGACUUAACAGAGAGAAACACUGCCCUCUAGAGGAGUUGUAGUGUAGCUGCAUCCUUCCUGGGAGACGAGGAGAGAUGGCUACUUAAGACUAUUGAAAUGCACCCCACUGAAUCAUUAAUUUGCCAUAGGGACUGCAUAAAUUACAUGUGUAAAAAAAAAAUAAUUGGGGGGGGGCAGGUAGGUUAGCAGUUAAGAGUGUUGGGGGCCUGUAACUGACAUGUCGCUGGUUCGAAUCCUCGAGUUCACUAGGUGAAACCUCGAGCUGACGAGGUGAAAAAUCUGUUGACGUGCCCUUGAGCUAGGUACUUAACCCUAAUUGCUCUGGAUAAGAGCGUCUGCUAAAUUACUCAACAAUGGUAACACCAUGGAACUCAGUACCUGAUUGGUGAUUGCAUAAUUAACAGAACACUUGGAACUUCAGUGUCAGGGAGGUUUGUCUCCCCCCUUUCCCAAUGUGGCCGCCUGCCCGGCCCAUCUAUGGUAAACAGCUACAGAAACUGAUCUAGCAAUUCAGUAGCAUUUAGAAUGUACAAUUGGGACUGAGCUUAUUCAGGGACCUUCCUUAGAGACCAGAGAACAAAGGUUAUAGUCCCAGUAUGGCCAGUGUUAUCCACAAAGGCCUGGCGUGGCCAUAGAAUCCGGUGGCUGGAACAAAAACCAGUACCGGCCAUUUGUGGAUUGGCUUGUUCACCUCUGCUGUGGUAGAAUCCAGAUGGUCUCUGGCCUAGCUAGUCACAACACCACACAGAACUGUGAACUCUUCAACUCAGUGUCUCUCGCUAUGACACAACUGUUCCACAGCAGAAAGCCACAUGAAACCACUUGCUACCACACAACUCCUGAUCCGCCUUAGAGAGGUUCUUGUCCUGUAUGUAACCUAUGUAACCCUGCACUGUAUGUACAAACGCUGGAAUGUCUGUUUCUGUUUGUUAUGUUCUUAUUUUAUAAUAGCUUCAUAUGUAAAUAAAUAGAAAAUGAAAAGCAUUGAAAGAGAA